Messenger RNA from Photinus pyralis (common eastern firefly), 1387 nucleotides. RefSeq names its product ras-related protein Rab-39B (gene Rab39). Gene Ontology annotation, biological process: Rab protein signal transduction. Lineage: Eukaryota; Metazoa; Arthropoda; Insecta; Coleoptera; Lampyridae. The coding region runs from base 127 to 783 and encodes 218 amino acids. The transcript is spliced from 2 exons. Gene Ontology annotation, molecular function: GTPase activity; GTP binding. Gene Ontology annotation, cellular component: Golgi membrane. The record is from RefSeq and is a predicted model, not a curated record.
GAUAUCUCCCUCCCUUCACACUCCGCCAAUGUCGUAAUUGUCAAUUUUUUCAGUGUCGAGUGUUGAUUUCGUUUUUAAAGAAUUGUUAUAAUAGGAAUAAUUUCUCUUACGGAAUGAGGGUUUAAAAUGGUAGAGCCUAUAUUCGAUUACCAAUUCCGUCUAAUUUUAAUAGGCGACAGUACUGUAGGAAAAAGUUCUCUGCUCAAAUACUUUACGGAUGGCAAAUUUGCAGAGCUGUCUGAUCCCACUGUCGGUGUUGACUUCUUUGCUAGGUUAAUUGAGGUAAAGGAUGGAACUCGUGUUAAAUUACAAUUGUGGGAUACUGCCGGGCAAGAACGAUUUCGAUCGAUAACUAAAUCCUACUACAGAAAUUCGGUGGGCGCUUUGUUGGUGUACGACAUAUGUAAUCGAGCGAGCUUCGAACACAUCCCCUUGUGGAUGGCGGAGGCUAAGAGACACAUUGAACCGCAUCGUCCCAUCUUUGCUCUCGUAGGUUGUAAAUUAGAUCUCGUAAGCAAUGGGGGUCAUCGGGAAGUCUCAAAAGAGGAAGCCAAAGCAUUUGCCGAUCAAAACGGAUUACAUCACAUAGAAACUUCAGCAAGAAAAGGCACCAAUGUCGAAGAGGCCUUUAGAUCUGUUACACAAGAGGUUUAUAAUCGAAUACAAUCUGGAGAAUACAAAGUUGAAGACGGUUGGGACGGCAUCAAAACUGGUUUUACUAGACCUAACGGUAUGGAUUUUAAUUUAAUAGAAGCGGAACCUGCCAAGUCCUCGUGUUGCUAAUCAUAUAAGGUUAUGUUGUCUUGUAUCUGAUCAUGUGGUCAAAGUUAUUGUAUUUGGUACAAACCUUGCUAUAGUAAUUAUUGUGUAUGUAUCACUCGUAAAAUAUUAGGUUGUAUGAAUAUUGAUAUUUUUUGUUAAUUAUAAAGUAAUAUAUGUAUGACACUAACUUAUUCUGUGAAGUCUGCAAAAUCAGUUGUUAUUUUAGAGAAAAAUUGCCAAGCACAAUAAACCAUUUUCCAUCUGAAAUCAAAAUUUUACAAAAAGAGUACAAGUAUAUAGACAUUGUGGUUUAAUGCACGAUAGCUAUGUUUUUUUAAUUACAAUUAGUAUUACGCGUCUGUACUGUGAUAAAUAACUUAACGAAUAAAUUUUGUCAAUUAUCCCAAUUUUGUCGUUAAAGCAUGCAAUUUUGAUAUGAUAUCAUUUACUGAUGUUUUUCUUAAAAAUGUACUAUGUUCGCAUCAAAUUAAAAUAUACUUGAAGACACUUAGCAGCUCAAUUUGAAGGCUUUUGCGUAAUCGCAUCUACUCGAGCACUAUAUGUUUGUACUCAAAACUAAUUCAUUGUUUCCAUAAUCGCUCACAAUACACACAUUUCUGUUUCA